GAUAAGCAUUUGUAAUACUGCCGUCACGUUACAGAGAUUCGACAUCCACACUACAGAUGCCGUUGCUCAUACACUAACAACAUAUUGCAUUGACAUCUAGCAGCUCAUCAUGACUGCCGACAUACGCGACCUCAAACCCCUCAAUAUUCGGCCUGUCCAACAUCAAGUACGAGACCCACCAGAAGCCGAUCCGUUUGCCUUCGACCAUCAUGAUGACAAGAUACAUGUCCUUUUGUGUGCUUCAGGAUCGGUAGCGACCAUCAAAAUACCAAACAUAAUCAACGCGCUUGCAAAGCACACCAACAUACAAAUACGGCUUAUAUUCACGGCUGCCGCGACAAACUUCCUGCAGGGCCAAAGCGGCGAACAACCCUCACUAGAGGAUAUAGAGGCCCUGCCGAAUGUACAUGGAAUAUACUUUGACGAGGACGAGUGGAGAGAGCCAUGGGUGCGCGGCAACAAGAUCUUACACAUUGAGCUACGACGAUGGGCCGACAUAAUGGUCAUUGCCCCCUUGAGUGCCAAUGAACUUGCUAAGAUUACCCAAGGCUGGUCGGACAACCUUCUUCUCUCCGUGGUUCGUGCCUGGGACACCACCGGUUUAAUUGACCCUGUGAGGAGAAUACCGGGCGUGCAGUGGCCGCAGCAAGAGGGGGGUAUACAAAAGAAAAGGAUACUAGUUGCACCAAGUAUGAAUACGGCAAUGUGGUACCAGCCCAUUACAAGCAAACAGGUGCGCAUCUUGGAAGAGGAGUGGGGCGUCAAGAAUGGAGGCUGGUUUGAAGUGCUGCAGCCAAUGGAGAAAGAGUUAGCUUGCGGAGAUAUAGGAGGCGGUGCGAUGAAAGAUUGGAGAGAAAUCAUAGACGUGAUUGAGGACAGGUUGGGCCUAGCGGCGCAAACUUAAGAGACGUGACUCUCCAGAUAGAUUGUCGUCCUCACAAGUCUUGAGAAGGGCAUAUGGAUGCGCCCACAGUCUCCGUAUACACCAUCACCUCGCAAACACGAUAGAAUCCAAUCUUCCUGUGAAGUUGAGAUGCUGGCCUUGUGUGUCGAAGUGCAGCUUUCAGCACGGCGUUGGACAAUACCAGGAAUAACACGAGACUACUAACCAUACAAAGUCGAACAUAACGUAGGCAGUUACAAUGUGAAGCGUUCAUGUGCUGAUUU
This is a messenger RNA of Bipolaris maydis ATCC 48331, 1167 nucleotides long. Its product is annotated as flavoprotein. Gene Ontology annotation, biological process: coenzyme A biosynthetic process. Lineage: Eukaryota; Fungi; Ascomycota; Dothideomycetes; Pleosporales; Pleosporaceae. The record is from RefSeq and is a predicted model, not a curated record. Gene Ontology annotation, cellular component: phosphopantothenoylcysteine decarboxylase complex. Gene Ontology annotation, molecular function: FMN binding; phosphopantothenoylcysteine decarboxylase activity.